This is a messenger RNA of Castor canadensis (American beaver), 5280 nucleotides long. The record is from RefSeq and is a predicted model, not a curated record. Lineage: Eukaryota; Metazoa; Chordata; Mammalia; Rodentia; Castoridae.
UACAAUGUGACUAACCUCAUAGAAGACUUAAAAUCUCUGUACAAAGUUGCUGGAGCUGAUGGGAAAGGUAUCACUUUCAUCUUUACUGACAAUGAGAUCAAAGAUGAGGCAUUUCUGGAAUACCUCAACAACUUGCUAUCUUCAGGGGAGAUCUCCAAUUUGUUUGCACGAGAUGAGAUGGAUGAAAUCACCCAAGGCCUGAUAUCGGUGAUGAAGCGGGAGCUGCCGCGCCACCCCCCCACCUUUGACAACCUGUACGAGUACUUCAUCUCCAGGUCCAGGAGGAACUUGCAUGUUGUUCUCUGCUUUUCUCCAGUUGGUGAGAAGUUCCGAGCCCGUUCUUUGAAAUUCCCCGGCCUGAUAUCAGGUUGCACCAUGGACUGGUUCAGUCGCUGGCCCAAGGAGGCUCUGGUAGCUGUGGCCUCCUAUUUCCUUUCAGACUAUAAUAUCGUCUGCUCUAGUGAAAUUAAAAGACACGUUGUGGAAACAAUGGGCCUCUUUCAUGACAUGGUUUCCGAGAGCUGUGAAAAUUAUUUCCAAAGAUACCGUCGAAGAGCGCAUGUGACUCCCAAGUCCUACCUCUCAUUUAUAAAUGGUUACAAAAACAUUUAUAGCGAAAAGGUGAAAUAUAUCAAUGAACAAGCUGAACGUAUGAAUAUUGGUCUCGAUAAGCUGAUGGAGGCAAGUGAGUCCGUUGCUAAGCUCUCUCAAGAUCUUGCAGUAAAGGAGAAGGAACUGGCCGUGGCUUCUGUAAAAGCAGAUGAAGUCUUAGCAGAAGUCACAGUGAGUGCCCAGGCUUCGGCCAAAGUGAAAAAUGAAGUGCAGGAGGUAAAAGACAAAGCCCAAAAAAUUGUGGAUGAAAUUGACAGUGAAAAAGUAAAGGCUGAGACCAAACUUGAGGCCGCAAAGCCUGCGCUGGAAGAAGCAGAAGCCGCCCUGAAUACUAUCAAACCAAAUGAUAUCGCCACGGUCAGGAAGCUUGCAAAACCGCCACAUCUUAUUAUGAGAAUCAUGGACUGCGUACUGCUCUUGUUUCAAAAGAAAAUUGACCCUGUUGCUAUGGAUCCAGAGAAGCCUUGCUGCAAGCCAUCAUGGGGCGAGUCACUAAAGUUGAUGAGUGCAACUGGAUUCCUUUGGAGCCUCCAGCAGUUCCCCAAGGACACUAUAAAUGAAGAGACUGUUGAGUUACUCCAGCCAUAUUUUAAUAUGGAUGAUUACACUUUUGAAAGUGCCAAAAAAGUCUGUGGGAAUGUGGCUGGUCUAUUGUCUUGGACACUUGCUAUGGCAAUAUUUUAUGGCAUCAACAGGGAGGUGUUGCCUCUGAAGGCAAACCUGGCCAAGCAGGAAGGCCGCCUGGCGGUCGCUAAUGCUGAAUUAGGCAAGGCGCAGGCCCUGCUGGACGAGAAGCAAGCCGAGCUGGAUAAAGUACAAGCCAAGUUUGACGCAGCAAUGAAUGAGAAAAUGGAUCUGCUCAAUGAUGCCGACAUGUGUCGUAAGAAGAUGCAGGCUGCCUCUACCCUCAUCGAUGGACUGAGCGGGGAGAAAGUCCGAUGGACCCAGCAGAGUAAAGAGUUCAAAGCUCAGAUUAACAGGCUGGUAGGUGACAUUCUGCUGUGCACAGGCUUCCUCUCCUACCUCGGCCCUUUCAACCAGAUAUUUCGGAACUAUUUGCUAAAAGAGCAAUGGGAGUUAGAGUUGAGAGCGCGGAAAAUUCCUUUCACUGAAAACCUGAAUCUCAUCGCGAUGCUGGUGGAUCCUCCAACUAUUGGUGAGUGGGGGCUGCAGGGACUACCAGGAGAUGACCUCUCAAUUCAGAAUGGCAUUAUUGUGACAAAGGCCACCAGAUACCCACUCCUCAUAGAUCCACAAACUCAAGGCAAAACUUGGAUUAAAUCAAAGGAAAAAGAAAAUGAUUUGCAGGUGACAACUCUGAACCAUAAAUAUUUCCGUACACACCUGGAGGACAGCCUGUCCUUGGGCCGACCCCUUCUCAUUGAGGACAUUCGGGAAGAGUUGGAUCCAGCCUUGGAUAAUGUAUUGGAGAAGAAUUUCAUCAAAUCAGGCACCACUUUCAAGGUGAAAGUCGGUGAUAAGGAAUGUGAUAUCAUGGAUACAUUUAAGCUUUACAUUACUACAAAGUUACCAAACCCUGCCUUUACCCCUGAGGUCAACGCUAAAACAUCGGUCAUUGAUUUCACUGUUACAAUGAAAGGACUUGAGAAUCAGUUACUCAGGAGAGUAAUUCUAACAGAGAAACAGGAAUUAGAGUCUGAGAGGGUUAAACUUUUGGAGGAUGUUACUUUUAAUAAGCGGAAGAUGAAGGAACUUGAAGAUAACCUCCUGUAUAAAUUAAGUGCUACAAAAGGUUCCCUGGUAGAUGAUGAGUCUCUCAUUGGUGUCCUGCGAAUCACCAAGCAGACAGCAGCUGAAGUUAGUGAAAAGCUACAUGUGGCUGCAGAAACGGAGAUCAAGAUUAACAUGGCGCAGGAGGAGUUCCGGCCAGCAGCCACCCGUGGAAGCAUCCUCUACUUCCUCAUCACAGAGAUGAGCAUGGUCAACAUCAUGUACCAGACGUCACUGGCCCAGUUCUUGAAGUUAUUUGACCAGUCCAUGGCCAGAUCUGAGAAGUCUCCAUUACCUCAGAAGAGAAUUAUAAAUAUUAUCGAGUACCUGACAUAUGAAGUUUUUAUAUAUUCAGUCAGAGGUCUGUAUGAGAACCACAAAUUCCUCUUUGUACUCCUCAUGACCUUGAAGAUUGAUCUCCAGAGAGGGACAGUUAAGCACAAAGAGUUUCACACUCUCAUUAAAGGGGGUGCCGCUCUGGAUCUGAAAGCCUGCCCUCCCAAGCCCUUUCGCUGGAUCCUCGACAUGACAUGGCUGAACCUCGUCGAGCUGAGUAAACUUCCUCAGUUUGCAGAAAUUAUGAACCAGAUAUCCCGGAAUGAGAAGGGGUGGAAGAGCUGGUUUGAUAAAGAUGCCCCAGAGGAGGAAAUUAUUCCUGACGGGUAUAACGACUCUCUGGAUACCUGUCACAAGCUUUUGCUUAUCAGGUCUUGGUGCCCAGAUCGUACUGUUUUCCAAGCAAGAAAGUAUAUUGCAGAUUCAUUGGAGGAAAAGUACACAGAGCCAGUUAUCUUAAAUCUGGAAAAAACUUGGGAAGAAAGCGAUACCCGAACACCUCUCAUUUGUUUUCUGUCCAUGGGAUCUGACCCCACCAUUCAAAUUGAUGCGUUGGCCAAGAAACUGAAGCUGGAGUGUAGGACCAUCUCCAUGGGGCAAGGACAAGAAGUGCAUGCUCGGAAGCUGAUUCAGAUGUCCAUGCAGCAGGGUGGCUGGGUAUUACUGCAAAAUUGUCACCUUGGCCUGGAGUUCAUGGAGGAAUUACUAGAGACUUUGCUGACCACCGAAGCCAGUGAUGAGUCUUUCCGAGUAUGGAUAACCACGGAGCCUCACGACCGAUUCCCAAUUACAUUGCUACAGACUUCUCUCAAAUUCACUAAUGAGCCGCCCCAAGGUGUCCGUGCAGGUCUGAAAAGAACAUUUGCUGGAAUUAACCAAGACCUUCUGGACAUCAGUAACUUGCCCAUGUGGAAGCCCAUGCUUUACACAGUAGCAUUCUUACACUCCACCGUGCAGGAGAGGCGAAAAUUUGGUCCCUUGGGAUGGAAUAUUCCCUAUGAAUUCAAUUCUGCUGACUUUUCAGCCAGUGUUCAGUUUAUUCAGAAUCACCUUGAUGAGUGUGAUAUUAAAAAGGGUGUGUCGUGGAGUACGGUUCGGUACAUGAUUGGAGAAGUACAAUACGGAGGCCGAGUGACAGAUGACUUUGAUAAACGUCUGCUCAAUUGCUUUGCUAGAGUCUGGUUCAGUGAGAAGAUGUUCGAACCUACGUUCUGUUUUUAUACUGGAUAUAAAAUCCCCGUCUGCAAAACCUUGGACCAGUAUUUUGAGUACAUCCAAUCUCUGCCAUCCCUAGAUAACCCUGAAGUCUUCGGCCUUCACCCUAACGCUGAUAUCACCUAUCAAAGUAACACUGCUUCCGCUGUCCUCGAAACAAUCACCAACAUUCAGCCCAAGGAGAGUGGAGGUGGAGUGGGAGAGACCCGAGAAGCCAUUGUUUACAGAUUAUCUGAAGACAUGCUGAGCAAGCUGCCCCCUGAUUAUAUUCCUCACGAGGUGAGAGCUCGUUUGGUAAAGAUGGGGCAUCUUAAUUCAAUGAACAUAUUUCUAAGACAAGAAAUCGACAGGAUGCAAAAGGUCAUCUCAAUACUUCGCAGUAGCCUGAGUGAUCUAAAAUUGGCCAUUGAAGGAACGAUCAUCAUGAGUGAGAACUUGAGAGAUGCCCUGGACAAUAUGUAUGAUGCUCGUAUACCUCAGCUUUGGAGAAGGGUGUCCUGGGAUUCAUCCACACUGGGCUUCUGGUUCACGGAACUUUUGGAAAGAAAUGCUCAGUUUUCUGCUUGGAUAUUUGAAGGGAGGCCUAAUGUGUUCUGGAUGACUGGAUUCUUUAAUCCCCAAGGCUUCCUCACGGCAAUGAGACAAGAAGUAACCCGUGCCCACAAAGGCUGGGCAUUGGACACAGUGACCAUUCACAAUGAUGUUCUGCGGCAAACCAAGGAGGAAAUCGUGUCACCUCCUGUGGAAGGUGUAUAUAUUUAUGGACUUUAUAUGGACGGAGCAGGCUGGGACAGGCGCAAUGGGAGGCUCACAGAAUCCACCCCCAAGGUGCUCUUCACGCAGCUGCCUGUACUUCACAUCUUUGCCAUUAACUCCACGGCACCCAAGGACCCCAAGCUGUACGUAUGUCCUAUUUACAAGAAACCCAGGCGAACUGAUCUGACAUUCAUCACUGUGGUAUAUUUGCGAACAGUGUUGUCCCCAGAUCACUGGAUCCUGAGAGGAGUGGCCCUCUUGUGUGAUGUCAAGUGAGUUCAUUUCCACCUGCAGGGGCACAGGAUGCCACAUUGAUGGCCAUGCUACUAAGAGACUCAGCCAUGUGUGUCUUUCCUCCCUGAUAACUGCAUCGUUAUUCUUGCUCAAUUAAAAGGCUGACAUCCUUCUUGUUGCUUUUGAGUUGUUUCUUCCUCUCCUAUCAGUAUUCAAAAAGAUGAUUCUGAAUUCAUGCUUUUUAUUCCAGGAAAUCAAAUUCUGUUCUAAUUACUUUUUUAAAAUAUAAAAAUCCUGUCUUCAUGUUAGAAUCACUGUGGAAGGUUUACAUUUUGAAAAUCUAAAACCAAGUGUCAAUAGGAUGCAUCCUGAAAGGAGCAUCAGAGAUGAAAACUU